This is a messenger RNA of Leptidea sinapis, 1543 nucleotides long. Its product is annotated as atrial natriuretic peptide receptor 1-like. The record is from RefSeq and is a predicted model, not a curated record. Gene Ontology annotation, cellular component: membrane. The coding region runs from base 63 to 1430 and encodes 455 amino acids. Gene Ontology annotation, molecular function: signaling receptor activity; peptide hormone binding. NCBI's taxonomy places the organism in Eukaryota, Metazoa, Arthropoda, Insecta, Lepidoptera, Pieridae. The transcript is spliced from 11 exons.
UGUUUUACGUAAAACUCUCAAGAUUAUUUGUGAUAGCAAUAUUAUUAAGAGAUAUAUUAUCAAUGCGAACAAUUUACAAAGUAGGUGUUUUGAUGGCAUCUCGCUUGGAUUCGCCUUUUGAUUUAGAGCGCUGUGGCCCGGCUGUAGACAUUGCAUUAGAGGUUGUCAACAAGAAAUUUCUCGCUCAUCACGGUGUUGAACUUCAGAAAGUACAGGGCAGCUACCCAUCAUGCUCUGGUGCGGUCGCCCCAGGGCUUGCAGCAGACAUGCACUUCAAGGAUGACGUCAUCGCGUUCAUCGGGCCUGCAUGCGCCUUCGCCUUGGAGCCUGUUGCUCGUCUAGCAGCCUACUGGAACACGCCCAUCAUCACUGGAAUGGGAGAUCAGCCUCCGUCAGAAGGAGAGUUAGCUGCACCAGCUAGCGUUGUGAGUCGAAUGCACAGACUGAGGAAUCUGAGGAAGGGAACAAGGCCCCAGACUCUGUUCAACGACAAGGGGAAGUACCCCACGCUGACCAGAAUGUCUUACUGCCAGUGUCGUGUUCCUCGGGUCUUCACGAGCGUCUUCGAGCGGUUCGGCUGGACCCACGUGGCUCUGCUCCUCGACAAGUCUGAUCUGUUCUCUUUGACAGUCGGUAAAAGUUUAGAGUGGGGAUUAAGGAAAGAGGGAUUGUUGAAAGCGGUCAGAGAGUUGGAUGGGAACGAGCGGGAAUCGUGCGAGGCCUUGUUACGGGAUGUCAGUAUGUACGCACGGGUUGUAAUACUAAGCGUGCGUGGUUCGCUGGUACGAGAAUUCCUGUUGGCUGCUCACUCCUUGGGUAUGACGCGUGGAGAAUGGGCCUUCCUGGAUGUGGAGAUAUUUCAGGGGGGGUACUGGGGGGAGACUGGAUGGGCAGCGGGUGACGAACGUGACGCUGCAGCCCGAGCGGCCUACGAGGCCCUGCUGCGGGUGUCACUCAAGCUGCCCACAGGAGACCGCUUUGAUGAGUUCGCAGACAGAGUACGGGCACGAGCUAGGCUUCAUUAUAACUACACCUUCUCAGACGGAGAAGAGGUAAAUUUCUUCAUCGGCGCGUUUUACGACGGCGUGUAUCUGCUUGGUAUGGCGCUGAACGAGACAUUGACAGAAGGCGGUGAUAUCCGGAACGGAAGGAACAUUACGCGUCGAAUGUGGGGUCGAGAUUUUCACGGAAUAACGGGACACGUGCGCAUCGACGCAGUGGGAGACCGGGACGCCGAUUAUGCUAUCCUUGAUUUGGAUCCUGUUACAGGAAAAUUUGAGGUGGUAGCUUUCUAUCACGGACUAAACAGCAGUUAUAAGCCAGUGGCUGGCAAGGCGAUACAUUGGCCGGGAGGUCGACGCGCCCCGCCUCCUGAUAAGCCGAGAUGUGGUUUCCUGGGGACGGACCCGAUAUGCCAGGGUGACAGGUGAGAAUAGAAGCGGAGUUAAAUAAUACGGCGUGGCGGGUCAGACCGGAGGAGGUACUGGUGGAAGUUGCGACGGGCAUUGGAGCCAGCCCCACGUUGCAUAGCAUUAAUGAAGUU